This is a messenger RNA of Synchiropus splendidus (mandarinfish), 1699 nucleotides long. It is a transcript of the gene tlcd3ba, whose product is annotated as TLC domain containing 3Ba. Bases 5 to 889 code for a protein of 294 amino acids. The record is from RefSeq and is a predicted model, not a curated record. Gene Ontology annotation, cellular component: membrane; endoplasmic reticulum. NCBI's taxonomy places the organism in Eukaryota, Metazoa, Chordata, Actinopteri, Syngnathiformes, Callionymidae. Gene Ontology annotation, molecular function: sphingosine N-acyltransferase activity. Gene Ontology annotation, biological process: ceramide biosynthetic process; lipid homeostasis. The transcript is spliced from 5 exons.
AGGAAUGGCGUGUCUGCUGCUCGCCGGCUCAGUCUUCUUCCCGGGACUCUACCUGCUGUUCAAACAGGCUCUGAUGCACCUGUGGGGCUGGAGCGAGGGGGAUGCCGCGACUGUGUCCACCCGUUUGGUGUCGUCGCUGCAGGCUGUCAUGGCAACAUGCAUCGGCGGCAUCAUCGUCGCAGCCUGCGCUGACAUCAUCAACGACAGGCACUGGCUGACGGACAGCUACAUCCUGUUUGCUACACCCUAUUUUGUCUACGAUGUCUUCGCCAUGUUCGUGUGCGACUGUCACAAGCACCAGGUCAAAGGUCACCCGCCGGGCAGCUGGCGCGCACCAGUGACCCGCUUCCUGAGGAGAGACGCGCUGAUGGUUCUGCACCACAUCUUCAUGGUGGCCUUCUGCUGCCCCGUCUCUCUGGUAACCACGGCUGUCGCUCUUGUUGUUUGGUCAUGCGACCCAGCGGUGUGCGUCCAUCAUCAGGUGUGGCGUGGUGGGAAGGGCGACUACUUCCAGGGGCUCUUGUUUAUGGCCGAGCUCAGCACGCCGUUUGUCAGUCUGGGCAAAGUCCUCAUCCAGUUCAAGCUACAGCACACGCUCCUGCACAAGGUCAACGGCGUGAUGAUGAUGCUGACCUUCUUCUUCUGCCGCGUCCUGCUCUUCCCUUUUCUCUACGUGGCCUACAGCAGGUUCGUCGGGAUCCCCGUCCACCAGGUGGCAGCGAUGGCGCCCUGGCAGUGCAACCUGGGUGCAGCGCUGCUGUGGCCGCUGCAGCUCUACUGGUUCCUACUCAUCUGCAGGGGGGCCGUCCGUCUGUUGACCCGCCCCCCACCAGGACAGGUGAGCGAGGGUCCUCCUGGCACCUUGAGACCCCGACACUCCGGUCACUGAGCCCAGUGAUGAUGGUGAAUAAACAACAGGAUGAUGGAGCAGUCGUUAGAAACAAAUCCCAGUUUUUAUUUGAAAUCAAAGAUGAGAACUUCUGGAAUCCAACCAACAACCUGCCGUGACUUGUCAGUACUGAUCGUCGCCGACCCACGAUCUAGGGUCAGUGGAGGGCGUCCAGCAGAGACUCAGAGCUGAGCUGCUCAGGUCCAGUCCAAGUGAACCCCAGGCGAGAUUUGAAGUUUGAUCUGGGGGCAGGGCGCCCCCUACAGUCACACAGAUAUGUUUUCAUAUCAAACAUUCAAGAGUGAAUUGUAUUCAGAAGUGGAACAGGUUCCUGUAAAUCGGCGGGGCGACACACUGGUCCUCACUUCUUCCAGACCUCCUCUCCAGAAAUGUAGGUGGCUUUCACGUGGAGCUUCUCAUCCAACAGAACCAGGUCUGCAGAAGAAAACAUUGUAUCACCAAGACAGUUGAACCAGUGCAAUGGAGCCUGACAGGCCUCCUCCAGGGCAGUGUUUUCCAACCCAUUUCUAGCCACGGCAGCCUUGGUUCAUUGAAAAAAUCCCGGGGCUCACCACCAAAGGAACCUGGGCCAAAGCGCACUUGUGCUUAAAGUCCGAUAGAAAAUCCCCAUUCAUUGGUGAAAAACUGUAGCUACUGACACUCGGUUGUUAUUUUGCCAGAAAUAAAUGUGUGGCAAUGUGGCAAAAUAUAUCAUGAGUUAUUUAUUUACUUACUUAAAAUAACUGUCUCUUUUGCAUGACUUAAUUGUAGUUUGGAGUUUCCAGACAAAUCCUUCGCUUCUUUGCCUGA